This is a messenger RNA of Moesziomyces antarcticus, 1236 nucleotides long. Its product is annotated as prp18-domain-containing protein. Bases 1 to 1236 code for a protein of 411 amino acids. The record is from RefSeq and is a predicted model, not a curated record. Gene Ontology annotation, cellular component: U2-type post-spliceosomal complex; U4/U6 x U5 tri-snRNP complex; U5 snRNP. The transcript has a single exon. Lineage: Eukaryota; Fungi; Basidiomycota; Ustilaginomycetes; Ustilaginales; Ustilaginaceae. Gene Ontology annotation, biological process: generation of catalytic spliceosome for second transesterification step; RNA splicing.
AUGGACCUGCUCAAGGCAGAGAUCGCCGCCAAGCGCAAGGCGGCAGGAGGAAUCUCCUCGGCUUCGACGUCGGCGGCCUCUGCACCUGCACAGAACAAGUACAUGCGACGAGGCGAUCUCGACAAGCUCCGCGAAGAGCACCAGCGAUCUGCCUCACCAAGCUCAUCCUCCUCAUCGCCCUCUUCAACCAGGCCUGCGGCCACUCGAUCUUCACCGCCGGCGAACAAGCGCUUGAAAGCGACACACACUGAUGACGUGUCGCGCUCUGCAUCUCCCUCGGCAUCCAACACACUGAGCGCCGCCACCAAGGCUGCGCUCGACACCGCUGCAGGCGAGGUGGAGCGCGAAAAGUUCAAUGUGUCCAACGAUGAAGCCGUGCGUCGGCUGCGCGCCAAGGGCGAGCCCAUCCGUCUGUUUGGCGAGUCGGACAAGGAGCGUCGGCUGCGACUGCGUGCGCUCGAGCUCAUCGAAGAAAAGGGCGGCGGCGUGCUGGGCCAGAACGACUUUCGCAAUGCUCUCCAGAGCGCCGAAAGCGCCACAGCACUCGAGCUGCUCGAGAAGCGUAACGCGGCAAACAAGGGCAAGACGGAGCAGGCGCGUCUCGACUCUCUGCGGCCAGACGCAGCCACAGAUGCCACAGACGGUGAUGGAGCAACUCCAUUGCGCGCAUCGCCCGAUGCGGAAAGCUCCAAGCCGACGGUGCGCGAAGGAGUGGGCAUGAACAGCGUGCUUGACCUCGGCCUGAUCAAGACCGACAUCGACCGCGUAUAUCCGAUCAUCUACUACACGCUCAAGGGGCUAUUGCAGGAGUGGGCGGACUCGCUCGCCGCACGCCCGGACGAGGUCAAGCACACGAUGCAGGGCAAGCUUGCCGCGGCCACGCAGGUGCAGUCGGCCGACUACCUCAAGCCGCUCUUCAAGAAGCUGCGUCGGCGUGCGCUCACUCCGGACGUGCUCAUGCGCAUCGCCGAGAUCGUCCACUACGUCCAGAAGCGCGAGUACCGCCAUGCCAACGACUCGUACCUCCAGCUCUCCAUCGGCAAUGCACCCUGGCCCAUCGGCGUCACCAUGGUCGGCAUCCACGAGAGGUCCGGUCGUGAGAAGAUCUUCAGCAGCAACGUCGCGCAUGUGCUCAACGACGAGGUCUCGCGCAAGUACAUCCAGAGCCUCAAGCGGCUCAUGACAUUUGCACAGUCCAAGUAUCCGCCAGAAGACAUCAGCAUGAUGAUGGGGUAG